Messenger RNA from Pelagomonas calceolata, 1368 nucleotides. The record is from the annotation of a GenBank genome assembly. Lineage: Eukaryota; Pelagophyceae; Pelagomonadales; Pelagomonadaceae.
UAGUAAGUCUGCUACGCUAGGAAGCCAAUUAGGCUAGACCCCCGCCUCACGCCAUUUGGAGGAGAUUUUUCAGUUCUCAAUUAAUUUGAGGAGCUUCCGCGGCUUGCAGAGGCUAGCUACAGCUUGGCGCGGUCGCUGUGGACUGCGCGAACUGAAAGUAACCGGCUUGCGGGCGCGCACAAGCCCGCGGCGAAUUAAUUCAUCAGUUGCUUGCUCGCAAGCUCCAGGCGCGGAGUCAAUGCCCCCGCCCAGCCCCAAGGAGAACCUGCCGACCAAAGAGAACAUCCCGCCGCGGCCGCGCGUCGUCGGCUCCCCGGUAGCUUCACCUUCGUCCGAGGCGCUGCGCGACGGGAGCAACGCCGCGUCGCCGCCCUCGCGCUUUGAGGCGCUGGGCAAAGGAAGCAACAGCACGCCGCAAUCGCGCUCCGUCACCCUCUCGCCCAAGAAGAACGUGAAGAGUACGAUGGCUCCGGCCCACGUCGACGACAAGCCGAUCCCACGGGUCGUGAGCAAGGAAGAGACCAAGGAGGAGCCGGGCGCCCCGAAGUCUCCCGCGGUCGUCCAAAAAAAGCACGAGCCCCCGUCGUUCCUCCGGGACCUGGUCCUCUACGCGGCGCUCGGGGCGUCUCUGGGCGCGGCGUUCGCGCUCGCGGUGCCGCCGCUGCCGCCGCCACCCGAAGCUGCUCCCUCGCGGCUGCUCAUCAAAGCGCCGCUGGCGCCGCCGCCGCGCGCCGCCGUCAAUACCCAGCUGCUCCUCGCGAAGGACGCGGAGAUCGAGCGGCUGCGGACGGAGGUGAAGUGGGCGCUCACCGACCGCGGGUCGGACGCGGCCUUUAAGCAAGAGCUCAAGGCGCACGAGCAGCGCACGCAACAGAUGCUCAAGGAGCUUUUAAGGGAGAAAGAUGCCCUCGCGGCGCGCGACACGGUGAUCGCAGAGCUGCGCGCAGAACUCCGGAGCGCCAAACUUGUCGCCGCCGACGCGGCCGUCGCGCCGGCGCCGACGCGCGGCGCCGCCCCACCAGCGCCGGGCCGGCGACGACGGCGCCUACGCCGCGCCGCCGUCGCUGCCGCGGUCGUCGUGGUCCUGCCGCCGACGCGGCGCGCGCUCUUCGCUUUCGCGCGGGCGCUCCUCGGGCGGCCGCCGCCGAAGGUCGUCCUGCUCCCUGGAGCACGCCCGCCGACGCUCGCUGAACUCCCGCCGCUAAGUUUCCCUGCCGUGUCGCACGCUCCGCGGCCACCGGCGCCGCCGUCGCUCGGGAACGCGUUCAAGGAGGCGAGGCUUGCGCUCGGCGUCUGGACCAGUGAGAGACUGCUGCGGUGGCGGGUGCGGCGCGCGGGCCGGGAGUAAGUAUGUGAUCACAACAAAAA